Messenger RNA from Periophthalmus magnuspinnatus, 2979 nucleotides. RefSeq names its product carbonic anhydrase 4-like. The coding region runs from base 35 to 1765 and encodes 576 amino acids. NCBI's taxonomy places the organism in Eukaryota, Metazoa, Chordata, Actinopteri, Gobiiformes, Gobiidae. The transcript is spliced from 17 exons. Gene Ontology annotation, molecular function: carbonate dehydratase activity; zinc ion binding. The record is from RefSeq and is a predicted model, not a curated record. Gene Ontology annotation, cellular component: plasma membrane.
UGGAACCUUUGGCACUUGAGAAUCCCAAAAAAGGAUGUACAUUCUAUUGACUGUGCUGUGCCUCAGUUGGGGUCUUACUCAUGGCGCUCAGUGGUGCUAUACUGGCUGUGAAUACACCCCAAGUCACUGGGCUAACAUUGAGGGUUCCUUCUGUGGAGGCAAAAGACAGUCUCCAGUAAAUAUUGUCACCAGUAAUGUUAAAAAGGAUGAACAUUUGGGAAACUUCACCUUUGUCAACUUUACAUCUCGAGAAGUCUUUGAGAGCAUGGUCAAUACAGGCGACACAGUUAAAAUCAAUUUGAAGAAAAAUAUGGUGGAGUUUCACGGUGGUGGACUCAAUGGGACCUAUACAGCCAUUCAGUUUCAUUUUCACUGGGGUGACACUGAGUACCACCCAGGCUCAGAGCACCUCAUUAAUGGCAAAAGAUCUCAGAUGGAGAUGCAUGUUGUGAGUUUGAAAAAGGGUUACACAACAGAGGAGGCACUGGCAGACUCCCAAGGGAUAGCUGUCCUGGGAUUCCUCAUUGAAGCAAAUAAAAAUAUGAGCAAGUCAGAGCCAUGGAUGAACCUCACAUCUCUCCUCACCAACUCAAAAGACCUUGUCAAUCUGACAGAGGCCAUUUCUAUCAAUGACUUGAUUGGAACAGUGAACCUCACUAAAUUCUACCGCUACAUGGGCUCGCUGACCACUCCCAUGUGUAAUGAAGCAGUGCUUUGGACUGUCUUUGAGGAGGCCAUACAGGUCCAUCCUGAGCUACUUCAGCUUUUUCCCACAAAAACAGAUAUAACUAAUGUCUACCGGCCGACACAAGACCUCAAUGGUCGUUGGGUGUAUGCUUCUCCCGCUGUACAGCUCCCCCCUGCUUAUGAAUGGUGCUACGACAAACUCGAAUGUGAGUAUGAUCCAGAACACUGGUACACAUUGCCUGGCUCUUCCUGUAGUGGGACGAGACAAUCUCCUCUUGACAUCAGCUCAAAAGAUGCAGUGGUAAACACGCUGCUUGAUGAGUUCCAUUUCCAAAAUUUUGACCACAAAAAUGCCAUUAAUUAUGCCAUUAACACCGGUCAUACAGUGAAAUACAUGCUCAAAGAGGACAUGGUAGAGGUGUGGGGGGGAGGUCUUGGCCAUGUUUACUCUGUGCUGCAGUUCCACUUUCACUGGGCCAGCGACGCUGCAGACUCCCUUGGCUCAGAGCACCUUUACAAUUCAAAAAGAUUCCCCAUGGAGAUGCAUAUAGUGACAAAGAGGAAGGAUCUAACACUGGACGAGGCAGUGAUGACUGGCAAUGGUCUGGCAGUGCUGGGAUUUUUCAUGGAGAGUCCUGGUGAUACAAAAAACAGUGGUGGAGAAGAAAUGCCAAGUCGUGAGGAGACCAGCCAAUCAUCGAAUACUGAGGCCUGGAAACUUCUCACAGGCUACUUAAGUGACAUCCAAAAAACAGGCACCAUGGCUAAGUUCUCCGCCGAGGUCUCCAUUGACGACCUGCUUGGUGAUGUGGACCGCGGGAUGUACUAUCGAUAUAACGGCUCGCUGACCACUCCGAGCUGUAAUGAAGCUGUAGUGUGGACAGUGUUCAAAUAUCCCAUCAAGGUGGAGAAAAGUCUGAUGCAAAUGUUCCCGACAAAAAUGGAGUAUCAUAACGUGUACCGACCAGUACAGGAUUUCCACAGCCGGACCAUUUACACAUCUGCAGCGGCUGCCUCAAAUCUACCCACUUUUCUGGUUCUCCUGCUGCUCAGCUCGUCACAUGUCCUGUCAGAAUAAUGUCCAGGGCUGCGCUGCAGUGACAAACAUAUAGCCUGAGUUAUAUGUUAUAAGUAGAUUUGUGCUUCUUAAUUGUUUUAGGAGAGGUUCAACAGAUUUAAUCGUCAUAUCCUAUGCAGCUUCUGUUAUAGCGGUAAUUGUUUUUAUUUAUUAGUUGCACUUUCAAUGUAUUUCUUACAUGGUUGUUUCACUUUGCAUUUACUAUUGUUAGAGCACUUGUCCACCAAAAGGAACGUCGGUGUCCUGGACCAAAUGCUGUUGUUGUGUCUUAAGGCAUGACACUUAACUCACUUAACUACAGCUGUGGCUGUAGUUUAUCACCAUCAAAUGUGGAGUAAAUGAAUGAUGGUAGCUCUAGAAAUAUGUUUUGUGAAAAAUAUGCUUAAAUGUCUAAUCCCACCAACGCCACAUUUCUGUUCUUCUAAUUGACAUGCAAAUAGUAAAUUUAGUCAUAAAGUAAAUGUAAUCGAUAGAAAGGGGCGAGGGGAGUCUGAGAGUCCCUGCUUAGAUUGCUGCCCCUGUGAUUCUGCCCCGGAUAAUUGGAAGAACAUGGAUGAAUAAAGAAACCACUUAAUUGAUCUCCUAUUAAUUUAGGUGAAUACAAAAGGAUUUAUUUAUACUUAAAAUGUAGGUUAAAAGUUGGUUUUCAAUACCGCAACUAUAUAUUUACCAUAUUAUACCAGAUAUUUUCUAGCAUUGCACCUGUCACUUUGUUACUAAUCACUUCUGGCAUACAUCCUGUGACUUAAUUUAACAAACAGGGUUGUUUAUUUUUUUAAUGCUGCUGAGUUAGAAAGGAUGUGGUUUUGUAAAUCCACAGAAGUUUUUGAACUCAACAUUAUAUAUGGCUCCAAAUGUUAGUGCUUUUAAGUAUCCCAGUUCUGACCAGUGCUGUUGUGCCUGUGGACAAGGCACAUUACUCCUUUUACGUUUGAAUGACAGAGAGGAGUGCCAUCUACAGUGUGCGUGAAUAGACUAAUGCAUGAAAUGUCAAAUGACUGUCAGAAAAUAUGUUAUUGUUAUUAAUAAAAUCUAUUUAUGUUAUAUUAAUUUAUUUGGUUAUUUAUUUUAUGUGUGUCAAGAAGAUGUGUUUGUCUUAUGAGAUUUUCUUUGAGGUUUAUUUGUGAUCAUUUAAUUGUAGGCCCAUCCCACAACAUGGGCUGUACCUUUAUAAGACAAAUCCAUGAGAUGCAUGAAGCACAUGAGAGACAGGU